UUGAGAGAGUCAGCUGAGAUACAGAUAGGCUAGAUCGUGCACGCUCGCAAGGUCAUAUAUUGGAUAUCCAGGAACAGGAGCUGUAAUUCUGAAGAAGUCUGGGCAUAUUGAGAUCACAGUGAGCGGGCAGACGCACGCAGGACACCGCGACUCUUUCCUCAUCUGUCUGAGGUGAAUGUGAUAUCUGACGGAGAAACAUUUUACAACGAGUAUUAUGGCUGUGGCCGGAUGUCCGGAUUAUUUUCUGCACCAUCCAAACUACCAGCAAGAUACCGUAGAUCGGGCUGCCAAUCGCAGACAAGCAGAUCUGAUUGGGCAAGGAUUUCAGCCGUCAACCAUUCAGAGCUCACCCAGCCAUCAAGAGGAUGACGUGGAUCUGGAGGCAUUGGUGAAUGAUAUGAACUCUUCCUUUGAGAGUUUGUACACAUCCUAUAAUAUGCCGGCUGAUUCCGCUCCCCUGCUACACAACGGCCAGACACACAGAGUAACCUGUCACACAAACGCUCCACACCAGAAACUACAGCGAUCCCAGCCAAUGCACAUCCUCGCUGUCAGAAGACUUCAGGAAGAGGAGCAACAGUACCGAACGUCGUCUCUACCUGCCAUCCCCAACCCCUUUCCUGAGCUCUGCAGCCCUGCCGGUUCACCUACACUCAGCUCUGGCUCUUUACCUCAAUGUCAGCCCACAGACAAAUAUAUUAUUAAAAUCUUCAGCGAGGAUGGGAUGGGAAAGAUGGUGGAGAUUCCAGCCGACAUGACGGCGCGAGACCUGUGCCAGCUCCUCGUCUAUAAAAACCAUUGUGUGGACGAUAACAGUUGGGCACUUGUGGAGCAUCAUCCGGCCCUGGGACUCGAAAGAUGUUUAGAAGAUCACGAGCUGGUUGUCCAAGUGCAGGCGUCCAUGACCAGCGAGAGUAAAUUUCUCUUCAGAAAGAACUAUGCCAAAUAUGAAUUCUUUAAAAGUCCUUUGAACUUUUUCCCAGAGCAGAUGGUGGCCUGGUGUCAGGAGAGUAAUGGGACGAUUCCUCCGUCUCAGCUCCUGCAGAACUUUUUAAAUUCUAGCAGUUGUCCGGAGAUCCAGGGAUUUUUGCAUGUGAAAGAGUUGGGCAGGAAAUCGUGGAAGAAAUUGUAUGUGUUGUUAAGACGGUCAGGGUUGUACAUAUCAACGAAAGGAACGUCAAAGGAACCCAGGCAUUUACAGCUACUAGCAGACCUGGAGGAUAGCAAUGUCUUUACAGUAAUAACAGGGAAAAAACUGCACAAUGCACCGACGGAAUAUGAGUUUUGCAUAAAACCUAACAAAGUAAGGAGUGAAGUGAAGGAACUGAGGAUGUUGUGUGCAGAGGACGAGCAAAGCCGAACGUGCUGGAUGACGGCCUUCAGACUCUUCAAGUAUGGAAUUCUGCUCUAUCAAAAUUACAAGAUCCCCCAGCAGAGGAAAACGUUACUGUCACACUUCCCAGCCCCUGUGAGGAGUGUCUCAGAGAACUCUCUGGUUGCCAUGGAUUUCUCAGGGAGUAUCGGCAGAGUGAUUGACAAUCCUGUGGAGGCUCAGAGCGCCGCCAUGGAGGAGGGACACGCCUGGAGAAAGAGAAGUCAGCGCAUGAAUGUCCUGGGCAGCCCCAGCCCUUUGCACCCCACAUCGUUGAGUGGAGCUAUCCACAGAACUCAGCUGUGGUUCCAUGGUCGUAUUUCACGAGAGGAGUCCCACAAGAUGAUCCAUCAGCAGGGCAGAGUGGACGGAAUGUUUUUGUUACGGGACAGUCAGAGCAACCCCAGGGCAUUUGUGCUCACACUGUGUCACCACCAGAAGAUCAAACAUUUCCAGAUUUUACCGUGUGAGGAAGACGGUGAGAUGUUCUUGAGCCUCGACGAGGGCGCCACCAAAUUCUCGGACCUGAUCCAAUUUGUGGAGUUCUACAGUCUAAACAGAGGAGUUCUGCCUUGUAAACUGAAGCACCCCUGCACCGCUGUGGCCUUAUGACCCUCACAUGCCUGAUUCUGGCUUAAGACAAACACUGCGGUGGUGUGAGUGUGCUGUUGGGCUGGAGAAAAGCACACCGCAAGCCGCUCUCUGUCCGUGAGAGACCGGCAAAAAUCGAACGGGGGACAAACACUCGUGUGUACGAACCUUCAGGCCACACGCACACUCCACCGUGGCCGGACCAGGUUCUCAGGACAAAUCCUCCAGACUAGAGGGUUUCUUCAGGAUCUGCGGUCUGAAUGCAUUAGUAGUUUUGGGAAGACCAGCAGAACACUCUUAAAUCAUUUCAUUUUGCACUCGUGAACCAGGAAUAACCAUGCUAUGGCAAUUUUGGCUUUCGUAAAUCGAGCGGGUUCUAGAAAGGUCUGUAAGAUGUGGACGGCCGAUAGGGUUUUUGUUUUUUUAGUACUGUGAAAAGAUGUUGCCGUUAAAUUUGUGCAUUCUCUUCUUCUUAUCCGUACUUCAGUUGGAUGGGUAGGAGUUUUAGACAGGUUUCUUCUGCAAUCGCUUCUUUUAUUUUGUAAUAUUUGGGGCUAUUUGCUCAUGUUUUUGAGCAUCUCUCAUGCAUAAACGCGUAUGCCUUCGUAUCUAGACUGUUAAAUACAUUGCUACUCCAAUCACAAACCAUUAACUGCAGCGCUCUCUACUGGCCAUACUUAGAAGUUACACAUCCCAAUGCACCUUUAAGAAUUCUUUAUCGUGUUGUUUCAAGCCCAUAUGACUUUAUUUCUUCUCUAUAACACAAACUGAGACAUUUUUAACGUUUUUAACGUAAAAAACAACAAAAAAAUAUAUAAGGAUACUGGUUAACUACUAUCUACUUACAUAAGAUAAACACGUCUAUUGCAUUUACAUUACAUUAAGUCAUUUAGCAGACUCUAUUGUGUCAAUAUGUGUUAUUACAUUGUACUUACAUAUAAAGUAUAUGCAUGUAAAUACAAAACUGUACCAUUUCUGUCACUGGGGUGGUACCCUCAAAGAUUAAUUUUUGUCCCGUUCUGGGUAUACAACACAUUAAAAUGUUGUACCUUUUGGGGUAUAAUAUUACACAUUAAGGACCUUUAAGGACCAAUUUUGUACCAAUUAAUGUUAGGGGUACAAAGCAUUUAACUGCACCUUUACAGGUACACAAUAGAUCCUUAAGGUACAGUAAUGUCCCCAAAAUGGUAUUAUAUUGUAUUAUGUUUAGUAUACCUGUAAAUGUACAAAACAUAACUUUAGGGUACCACCCCAGCUACAGAAAAAGUUUUGUACCUUUUUUCUGACAGUGUACCCCGAACAACACAUAGGUACACAAUAUAUAUAUGAUAUAUUAAAUGUUUUAUUUUUUAUGUAAGUACACAGUAGUCACCUUAUAUUAAGUAUAUAAUGUUUCUCAAAUUCGAGUGAACUAUCCCAUUAAACACAAGUAUAAGCAACCCAUAGCUUCUCUGCAGACAUCACCACCACAUUUAUUAGGAACGGUGCCUUGAUUUUAAAGACGAAUCUGUUGAGUUGAGUGAAAAUAACCACUAAACCCUCUGAUGGAUCUCUGCUUUAUCAGGAACUACAGCAACUUCAUUGUCCAUGUUUUAAUAGAUUGUCUUCAGUACAUCACACUGUGAAGUCCAGGCUACAGACCACCUGCACUAUACGGUGGGGUUCGAAUUAAAAUUCUGCCUUGUCCACGGUAGCAAUCGAUACAAACAGAUUUGUAGAGAUAUUUUUGUAUGCAAUGUAAAAAAAAAGAGCCAUGUUUUUAGUAUACAGUAUGUACCUAUAAUGUAUUAAGCUAGAUGGAGAGGGCGUCUACAAGUUCACCCAGAAGAGCGUUAAGUAGAAAAUGCAAACGACGUCAUUUUAAGUAUUGUUUUGACAAAUUUAUUUAUUUAUCUGGAUUCAAAUGAUUACUUGAAACGUAGUUUAGUGUUUUCUUUCAGCGCUGUACUUUCACAACUCGAUAAAUAGAUCCCAUUUUUACCUAACACUUCUCCAUCAUCCUGCUUUAGUACUAUAACAGUCUCUUGUUUUUUAUUUGUUUUCCCUCCCAAAAAUCAACUGUACAAUGCUGGAAGCAACAAAAAUAAGUUUUAAUAACUUUAAAAAGACGUUUUAUUGUAUAUUCCAAUGCCCAGUGUCACAGACAACCCUUAAAGGGACAGUUCACCCAAAAAUGAAAAUUCUUUCAAUAUUUACUCCCGCUCAUGUUGUUACAAACCUGUAUGAAUGUAUUUGUUCUAAUAGACACAAAUGAUUAUUUGAGGAAUGUUUGUAACUCAUCAUGAGCCCCAUUUACUUCCAUUGUAUUAUUUUAUCCUACUAUGGAACUCAAUGGGGCUUCUUAUUGGUUUGGUUUCAAACAUUCCCCCAAAAUAUCUUCAUGUUUAGCUGAACAAAGAAAUAUGUACAGGUUUGUAACAACAUGAGAAUCAGUAAAUAUUUACAUAAUUUUCAGUUUUGGGUGAACUAUCCCUUUAAGACUAGAAUUAAUGAGGUUUAUGAAAAUAACUUGCCCUGACCAAAUCUUAAAAUAUGUCAGUGUCAUUGUUUUGACCUUAAGAUGCACACCAGUAUUUUUUUCUGGGGCUUUUUUAUAAAAGUGACUUAAAAUGGUAAUUUGACUAAGGCAUAGUCCUAGCUUAAGCUAAGCCUUGUCUGUGAAACCGGGCCUUUGUAUCAUCAUUCAUGACUUAAGGAUAAGGAGUUAAGGAUAUGACAUCAUUUACACUUAAAGUUAAACUUCAUUGGAUAAUUUAGCCACAGAAAGAGACCACAGGGCUUCUUGAACAUUUCUGCAUAUUACAUUUAGUGGUCAGUCUCAAUAAACCCAGGCUUUGUUUUGUGUGGCUGUUGUAUUUUGCUUUGGAAGUGUCACAAUCACACACAAGCCUUUUUGACAUUUCGUUAUCUUUAUUUUUCAGAGUUUGUCUAUACAAUCUAUACAAUCAGCAAGGCAAUGAUUAAACAUUUCACUUUAUCAAGUAGCAUAUUCUGCAGCCAGUUUUGAUAUGCCUCCGUUCAUGAUAGAGGAUGUUGUAUGUUACAUGAGAGUGAGUUUAUUGUAUGUUACUGGUGAAAAUGGCCUGUAGGACUUUCAGCACUUCUUCUACCAGUUAAUAUGUCCAAUACACGUCAUUUCUGAAAUAACACAUAUGGUUAUAUGGUGCAAUCACAUUGUCUGUAAUACUUUAUUUGGUUCACAAAAUAUUUAAGACACUCCAUUCACCCAUUCAACUGUUCACAUAGAUAUCACACUGAAUUUUUGGAUGCAGAUUUUUUCCACGAUGACAUAAAAUGAAGAAACUUGACUUGUUUUAGUGCAUUUUCUCUUUUAUUUGGUUAAGUGUGUAUAUAUUGAAUCUGUUUUAUUUUAUGUUGCUUUGUCGUGCUAAUCGACCUUAAAGAUUAUGUUAUAUUUGCAUUGUGCUGAUUGAAAACUGGACUUGUACUCACUGAAGGUCAUCAUUAAGCUAAAUCGCUGUUUUAAAAACUCGCAAAUACGUUUAUUAUGCUAACAAAUGUAUGCCUUGUAGAUACUUUAGAAAUGUUCCUUUAAUAUGAAUCAAAGAGGGCAAUGUUUGCGUUUUCUUCAUUGUUGUUGAAAGGAGCCUUCGGGAUCAUCGGCGAAACGUGUGAGCUGUUGAGAGUGAAAGAAAUAAAUGUCAUUUUUAUAUUUAAAACAGAUGAAUGUAACUGGGUUUGCUCAGGGUUGAAGCGGAGGCUGUUUAAAACUGGUCCUGUGGACCAGCAAGAUUUCUUUUCCUGUAUUUUUCUUUUUAUUAAACUAACAUUGACUCCUUUCA
Paramisgurnus dabryanus is the source of this 5766-nucleotide messenger RNA. RefSeq names its product growth factor receptor-bound protein 10b (gene grb10b). Gene Ontology annotation, molecular function: insulin receptor binding. Gene Ontology annotation, biological process: insulin receptor signaling pathway; negative regulation of Wnt signaling pathway; negative regulation of insulin receptor signaling pathway. NCBI's taxonomy places the organism in Eukaryota, Metazoa, Chordata, Actinopteri, Cypriniformes, Cobitidae. The record is from RefSeq and is a predicted model, not a curated record.